Messenger RNA from Biomphalaria glabrata, 2894 nucleotides. Its product is annotated as ankyrin repeat domain-containing protein 50-like. NCBI's taxonomy places the organism in Eukaryota, Metazoa, Mollusca, Gastropoda, Planorbidae. The record is from RefSeq and is a predicted model, not a curated record. The coding region runs from base 309 to 1997 and encodes 562 amino acids. The transcript is spliced from 2 exons. Gene Ontology annotation, molecular function: protein binding.
UCUUAUCACUUCAUUCUUCAACUCAUCUAUUAUAUACUCCCAUGAGGACUAGCAAUAUACAAAUACUUUCGAAACUAUUUACUUACAAGAAACUGAAUCUGGAUCGAAACUCUGUCUUUAUGAUCUGUUAAGAGAGGUAACUCCCUGCUAACACAUUAAGAACAACUGAAAACUUUAUGACACAGGCUACGCAUAAGUAACUGAGUGACAGAAGGAUAUUGAUAGACUUAAAUAGAAACUGUUUCCCUGUAGCAAGUACAGGCCGAGUAGGCCAAGGAGUGUUUAACUUAACAGAACCAGAAAAAGAAAUGAGUGAUUUAGAGUCUUAUGGAGUGACAGCACUAAGUCUAGCGUCAGAACAAGGUCAUUUGGAUAUAGUGGAAUGUUUAGUGAAGAAUGGAGCAGAUAUAAAUGCUCAAGACGUAGCUGGGGUUACUUCCCUUGUCUUGGCAUGCCAUCAUGGACAUACGGCUGUUGUUUCAUUCCUGAUUGGGAACAAUUCUUAUAUAAACACCGCAACAUUCGACGAAUGGACAGCCCUGUUGAGUGCAGCUCAAAAUGGUCAUUCAGAAAUUGUCCGAAUGUUAGUCAGUCACGGGGCGGAUGUGAAUUUAAAGAGAAGUGAUGGCUGGACAGCGCUGAUGAGUGCUGCACAAAACGGUCACAGUGACGUUGUCAAUGUCUUAAUCGAUGCUGGCGCCGAUGUUCAGAUCCAAACUGACUAUGAACUGACACCGCUCUUUAUGGCAUCACAGAAUGUACAGCAGCUGAUCAAAUAUGGUGAAUAUGUCAACGUCAGAUGUCAUCAAGGGCUAACACCUCUCAUGACAUCUGCACAACACGGUCACAUGCAUGUUUCAGAAUAUUUAAUUGAAUCUGGGGCAAAUAUUAAUGAACAAAAUGAUGGUGGUAUCACCGCCCUGAUGCUAGCCUCCUAUAAAGGUCAUACAGAUACAGUUAGUCUACUAUUCAACUAUAAUGCAAAUAUAUUGAUCAAAGAUUCGAAAGACCAAACAGCUCUGACCUACGCUGUCAAAUACAAUUAUUUCAAAGUCGUGGACGCCAUUUUAAGUCAUUGUCUAUAUUUAGAUUCAGGCACAAAACAUUUUGUUGAUAUUAACACAUCUGUAGGUCAGACAACAUUGAUGCUCGCUGCCAGAAAUGGAAAGUUGGAAAUAAUGGGUCUCCUCAUUGAAAAUGGCGCGAAUACUGAUGCAGAAGGCAAAGACGGACGUACGCCACUUCUGAUUGCAUCGGAACAAGGUCAUAUUUCAGCAGUUCAGUUACUUCUAAGACAUAAGGCCAAUGUGAACAAGACAGAUCAAAGUGGCCUGACUGCCUUGAUGAUUGCCUCCAAAAAUAAACAUACCAAAACAUGUAAACUACUUAUUCACGCAGGGGCGUCGCUGAGCAUGAAAGACCCAGAUGGCUGGACGCCUCUGAUGUUUGCUUGUCAAAAUGCUCAUCGAGACUUUUUAUAUUUGAUUCGUGAGUCCAAAUCAAGUUUUGAUGAGACUACACCUGAUGGUACUACUGUUUUAAUGCUGGCUUCUCAAAAUGGUCACUCCGAGCUCGUGAAAUGCCUUAUUGAGUUUAAUGUGGAUAUUAACAGGUCAAAUGCUAAUGGCUGGACAGCGCUAAUGCUUAGUUGUCAUUAUGGUCGAAACGACGUGGUAAAAAUGCUUACUGACGCUGGUGCAGACGUGGAUAAAACUGACCUAGAUGGCUGGACAGCUAUAAUGUUUGCUUCCCUGGGCGGUCAAGUGGAAACAGUUCGACUGCUCUUAAAAUCGAAAGCAAGGAUAAACCUGUUAAGUAAAGAUGGCUGGAGUGCAUUGAGCAUUGCCUCCUACAAUAAACACCUUGAAAUCAUCAAACUACUGUUGGAAUGUGGAGCCAUGAUAGUGUAUUGUCUGCAGGGGAAAAUGUUCACUUUCGACCCCAACAAUUUCUUAAUAUCUCAUGAAUAUUCCGAGAAUUUUGAUUCGAGUUUUUAAUGCAGACCUUUUGGAUGACUAAGCUUUGAAUUCCCGUUUGACGAAUGAGCGUGGGGCUCCAUAAAAGAUGGGUCGUCAAGAAACUCUGAUUAAGACACAGAUUCUAGGAGUGUCAAAGUGUAUAUAGUCUAACUAAAACUGCAGUGGACCACUAGAAAUUGUAUUAGAAAGUGUACCGAAAAUUGAAGUAAGUCUAUCUAAUCAAACUAGAAAUGAGCAAUGAGCAUCCAGAGCACAUCAUUCAACUAUUCUCUCCUCCCUUCGUUCUUAGCUUCUUGAACUCUUUCUCUCCGUAAUUAUUUUCCCACGUUUUGAAGGAAUUCUUCAUUUGCUUAUUUACUAUUUCACUACCCCUGUUAUGAUUGGGCUUCAAUAGCUUUGUUGUUUUUUAUCAGAAAAUGUUGUAUUUGGUAAAGAAUUAAAGGGAAAUGCAAGCUCAUUUUAUAUCAUUCGAAGUCAAGUUUAAAAAAUUAAACAUUAAUUUAAUUUAAUGAGGUCAAAAUCAACGAUGGUAUCGUCGAUUAGGAGAGAAAGAGUUAAGUUUGUUUUGACUUCUGUUGACUGUAUGGUGUACUUGAUGGAGUAGAGAGGAACCUGCAAGCCAUUCAAUGAUUAGCAAGAGACCGUGGAGAGUGUGGCCCUUUAUUCUAAGAGGAACGCAGGAACUAAUGAUGAUGUUGGUGUAGCAGAAUCAAGACACAAGUGUUUAAGUUUACCAUCACAGGUAAAAAGUUUGAGUGAUUCACUUUCUUGACCUUAUGAGGAAGACACCCAGAGGAGAACGAUCAUUUUCGUUUGCUACUGUUAUUCAAAUCACAUUGUCAUGGAUCACAUGUAAUCUUAUAGAAGAUGUUGACCAUAACACAUGCAGAUUAUUAAUUUUCAUAUUAAUUAAAA